CGAAACUUGCCUGGAAUCGAAACAUUUGCUGUAAUAUACCACAUAAGACAAUGACGAUGAUCAUGGACAUCAUUUCACAUACUUAAGUGUUUGGUGAAUAGCACUGCACAAUGACUGCAUACAAAUAUUUAACUUUAUGGUUACAGUUUCCAAACGAACUUACAUGACGUUUGAUUCUAUAGUUAUGUGUCAAACAAAACGCCAAAUGUCAACAAUCUACUAUUCAGAUUUGGUUGGUGUUAGUGUUUGGGAUAGCAAAUUAUCAGUUUGUGUAUUUAUUAGCUUUCCAAAUCAAAAAAUGUCUUCACCACUAGAAAACUUGGAGACCCAACUUGAAAUGUUCAUCGAAAACGUGCGGCAAAUUCGCAUCAUCGUUAGCGAUUUCCAGCCGCAAGGGCAAAGUGUCCUGAAUCAGAAGAUACAGUCUCUGGUCACUGGCUUGCAGGAGGUGGAUAAACUGAAAUCUCAAGUGCAUGAUAUUCAUGUUCCCACAGAGGUGUUUGACUACAUUGACCAAGGUCGCAACCCUCAACUGUACACUAAAGACUGCAUAGACAAGGCUUUGGCUAAGAAUGAAGAGGUUAAAGGAAAGAUUGACUCAUACAAGCGGUUCAAGAGUCAUCUUCUGUCCGAGCUCUCCAAAACAUUUCCCAAUGAAAUAGCUAAAUAUAAAGCUAUUAGGGGUGGGGAAUAGAUACUAAGUGUAAUUUAGUUUUAGUUUUUUAGUUAAUUGUAAGUUUUGUAACUAUCUUCAUGGGCCAAUGAUGUAGUGUUGUAAGAUGUCAACUAUCCUGAAAAUACAAUUUUCGAUUAGUAUUUUUGUGCCCAUUACAUACUUCCGCGUAAGCAGUGAACAGCAUAUUUUUUUGAAUAAAAGACUUUUCAAAA
Helicoverpa zea (corn earworm) is the source of this 888-nucleotide messenger RNA. RefSeq names its product mediator of RNA polymerase II transcription subunit 10 (gene MED10). The record is from RefSeq and is a predicted model, not a curated record. Gene Ontology annotation, molecular function: transcription coregulator activity. Gene Ontology annotation, biological process: positive regulation of transcription by RNA polymerase II. Bases 137 to 694 code for a protein of 185 amino acids. The transcript has 3 exons. Lineage: Eukaryota; Metazoa; Arthropoda; Insecta; Lepidoptera; Noctuidae. Gene Ontology annotation, cellular component: mediator complex; chromatin.